Messenger RNA from Sphaeramia orbicularis (orbiculate cardinalfish), 2978 nucleotides. RefSeq names its product stress-induced-phosphoprotein 1. Bases 126 to 2660 code for a protein of 844 amino acids. Gene Ontology annotation, molecular function: RNA binding; metal ion binding; protein binding. Lineage: Eukaryota; Metazoa; Chordata; Actinopteri; Kurtiformes; Apogonidae. The record is from RefSeq and is a predicted model, not a curated record. The transcript is spliced from 21 exons.
UUCAGGGCAACAAAACCUUAACACUCAUACACGGAAACUAGAGAAAAGCUCGUCGUAACACUGACAAUCUUCAACAGAAACUAUCCAAAAAACACAACAUUAGGCAAGACAAGCCAGUGAUCACGAUGUCAAAAAAUAAGGAGCUCGUUAAAGCUCACUCUCGUGCACCCCGAUUUCGAGAAAACACGAGACUUAUGCGCGUGCAUGAAUCCAUGGUAGAUUUCCUAAAAGGAGGUCCCCCUUCAGGCUCUUUACUGGAUGUCGUUGCUUCCAGUUUCUUCGGUUUAGAUAUUUUAAAUAUAGAUGAAGAGAACGACUUAAUAUAUUCGGAUGAUGACGAUGAUGAAGCUCCUCCACAAGAUCCUUACAAGCAAUUAGAGCCACAUCCACGAAUUAAGCAGCUGACUGAUGAGGAGGCAGAUAAACAGGCAAAGGAAUUGAUAGAAGAAGAAGAACGUAAAGGGAGGAAUAAAAAGAAGAACAAGCAUAAAAAAUUGCGUAAAAAAGAAAAGAAACGAUUAAAAAAAGAAAAUGCAGAGAAAAACAGUUUACCUGAGGAAGAACAAGAGAAGUCAGACUCCUCAGAAAGUCCAGAAGAAAAUCGUAUAGUUGAAAAAAAGACAGAAUCAAAAGAAAAAGAAUCUACUGCUGUAUCUGAUAAAACUGGAACUGAAUCAGGACGUGAUGAGAUCAGUAAAAUUGAUAAAGAAAUAGGAGAACCCGAGAAGAAGAAUAAAGACCGUGAAGAGGCCACAGAGAAUACGGAGUUAAAUACUUCACAUCCUUCUAAUACUGAAUCGGCAGCAGAGGAGACGCAUCACUACACACAAGAAACUAAAGAGAAAAGUAAAACGGUGGAAGACGAGGAGGCAAAAACAAAAGUAACAGAGGAACCUGAGGGUGGAAAGAAGAAGGAGAAAGUUCAUAUGAAGAAGGAAAUGAAAAUGGAUGUAAUUAAAGAGAAUACGGAGUUAAAUACUUCAUAUCCUUCUAAUACUGAAUCGGCAGCAGAGGAGACGCAUCACUACACACAAGAAACUAAAGAGAAAAGUAAAAUGGUGGAAGAUGAGGAGGCAAAAACAAAAGUAACAGAGGAACCUGAGGGUGGAAAGAAGAAGGAGAAAGUUCAUAUGAAGAAGGGAAGGAAAUAUGUAAUUAAAGAGAAUACGGAGUUAAAUACUUCACAUCCUUCUAAUACUGAAUCGGCAGCAGAGGAGACGCAUCACUACAAAUUGGAAAAUAAAGAGAAAAGUAAAACGGUGGAAGAACAGGAGGAAAAAACAGAAGUAACAGAGGAACCUGAGGGUGGAAAGAAGGAGAAAGUUCAGAUGAAGAAGGGAAGGAAACAGAAUGUAAUUAAAGAGAAUACGGAGUUAAAUACUUCACAUCCUUCUAAUACUGAAUUGGCAGCAGAGGCGACGCAUCAAUACACACAAGAAACUAAAGAGAAAAGUAAAACGGUGGAAGACGAGGAGGAAAGAACAGGAGUAACAGAGGAACCUGAGGCUGGAAAGAAGGAGAGAGUUCAGAUGAAGAAGGAAAUGAAACAGGAUGUAAUUAAAGAGGAACCCAUGGAUCCUGCUGUACUAGAAUUUGCACAAAGAAGUAGAGACCUGGCAGCUGUUGGAAAUCGUCUGGCCGCUGCUGGACAGUAUGAGAUGGCGGUGAAGUAUUUUACUGACGCCAUUAAAUACAAUCCAAGGGAAACCAGGUUGUUUGGAAACCGUUCCCUGUGUUAUGAGCGAAUGCAUCAGUAUGAAAACGCUCUGAGUGACGCUGACGUGGCUCUCACCAUGGAACCGAACUGGACCAAAGGGUUAUUCAGGAAAGGGAAAGCUCUGUGUGGGCUCAAGAAAUACUACGAGGCUUCGUUGGUUUACAAUGACGUGUUGAAACUGGACAGUUCGAGUAAAGAGGCCAUGCAGGAGCUGAAACGAGCGCAGACGUUGCAUCUCAUGGAAAUGGGGUUCACCUGGGCACAGAGCUGUGAUGCCCUAAAAACCCACGCAACAUUAGAGGAGGCUGUCGAAGCUCUGUUCUGCGGUGGACACAGUCUGGCUUCUGGAGGUGCUGGUGCCGGUGCAGAUUCGACGGUAUGGAGGCCGACGCAGGAAGACGGAGGUGCAGAGACAGAAUGGACAGUCCAACAAGCGAGCCGUCCUCGAACGCAGCACACCAAGGAAUCCAGCAGUCAGAACCAAGCGACUCCUGUGCCAAAGAGUUCUACGAAGCCGCAGGUGUUCUCAGUCUGGGUGGGCUCUAUGGCUCCGACCAUCACCUACACCAUUCUCCAUGAGGUCUUCAGCAGAGCUGGGAACGUUUGCAGCAUCAAAAUGCUACUGGAGCAUAAAUGCGCCUUCGUCAACUACGCCAAGAAGCAGGACAGCGACAGAGCCAUCCAGUGCAUCAACGGUAUGGUGGUGGAAGGCGUUCCUCUGUUGGUGCGUUAUCCCAGUAGAAACCAUACUGGACUCAGUGUGCCUAAGUGGGCCACCGGGGACCCUUCAGCCCAGUCCGGAUCAGGCAUGUACAAGAAGGAAUGUUUUUUCUGGCGGACGACGGGCUGCAACCGAGACGACUGCAUCUACAGACACGUCCCCGAACACAAGGGCCUGGACAAGGACAAGUUCACCAGUGGACUGGGAACCACCUUCACGUAAAGACGCCAACGUCACAAACGCAUCACUAAUGUCCAACAGCCGUGGUUUUAUUUUCAGGUUGAUCGGCAUUUCCUCUUGUAGUAUUUUUGUAGACUCAUCUAAAACGAGCUUUGCAUUUUGCAGUAGAGUUUUUGUCAGGAGUAGUUUCUGUUUUGACCCAUAAAGACCCAAACAGCGACUGGCAAACAAGAGCUUCUACAGAUCUGAUGUGUUUAAUAACUUCUGACCCAUUAAACCUAUCAAUACUUUAAAAGAAUUCAGGUAAAAUGCAGUUCUUCAUCUUUUCAAGGUCAUCAGAUAUGACCCAUUUGGACGUUC